Tachyglossus aculeatus (Australian echidna) is the source of this 924-nucleotide messenger RNA. RefSeq names its product olfactory receptor 52E8-like. The record is from RefSeq and is a predicted model, not a curated record. Gene Ontology annotation, biological process: G protein-coupled receptor signaling pathway. Lineage: Eukaryota; Metazoa; Chordata; Mammalia; Monotremata; Tachyglossidae. Gene Ontology annotation, cellular component: membrane. The transcript has a single exon. Gene Ontology annotation, molecular function: olfactory receptor activity; G protein-coupled receptor activity. Bases 100 to 924 code for a protein of 274 amino acids.
UUCCACCCCUCCUCCUUCCUCCUUCUGGGGGUACCAGGGUUGGAAGCUGCACACAACUGGCUGGGCUUUCCCUUCUGCGCCGUGUACCUAAUCACUCUCAUGGGAAACUGCACGAUCUUGUUUGUGAUCGAGACUGAGCAGAGCCUCCACCAGCCCAUGUUCUACUUCCUGGCCAUGCUGGCUACCGUCGAUCUGGGCUUGUCCUCGGCCACCAUCCCCAAGAUGCUGGGCAUCUUCUGGCUCCACCUGCAGGAGAUCAGCUUUGGGGGCUGCCUCACCCAGAUGUUCUUCAUCCACAUGUUCACCAUCAUGGAGUGCACGGUGCUCAUGGCCAUGGGCUAUGACCGCUACGUGGCCAUCUGCAAGCCUCUCCACUACUGCACCAUCCUCACCAAUAAAUCCAUUAGGGUAUUUCUAGGGUUAGCUGUCCUGAGGAAUUUCUGUCUGAUAAUUCCAAUGGUAUUUUUUCUCUUGAGGUUGCCCUACUGUGGGCACCGAAUCAUUCCCCAUACGUAUUGUGAGCACAUAGGCAUUGCCCGGUUGGCUUGUGCAAGUAUAAAACUCGACAUCAUUUAUGGUUUAGGUGUCAUCUGCCUUAUUCUUUUGGAUGUACUGCUGAUUGCCAUCCCCUACAUCAGGAUUCUCUACACUGUCUUCAGACUGCCCUCCCAGGACGCACGACUCAAAACCAUAAACACUUGCAUCUCCCACAUCUGUGUCAUCCUUGCCUUCUUCAUCCCAGUCCUCUUCUCCAACCUCAUCCACCGCUUUGGACAGAGCAAAAUCCCCAGCUACAUCCACAUCCUCUUGGCCAACCUGUACAUGGUUGUUCUACCUGGCCUCAACCCCAUCGUCUAUGGGGUGAGGACCAAGCAGAUCCGUGAACGUGUAUCCAACAUUUUCACAAAGAAGCAAUCAUUUUGA